Molecule: messenger RNA, 1605 nt
Organism: Acanthopagrus latus (yellowfin seabream)
Lineage: Eukaryota; Metazoa; Chordata; Actinopteri; Spariformes; Sparidae
Exons: 6
Coding region: 226-975 (249 amino acids)
Molecular function (GO): calcium ion binding
Source: RefSeq, a predicted model, not a curated record
GUUCUCCCAUAAGCCACUGCAUGGGUGCCGUUCCCAUGGCAACCGGUCACCGCAGUGAUUCAACAGUGAGGAGACACAGGAAAAACAUGACAGAUUUCAUGGGAAGGAAGUCUGACUGGAUGCUGAGGACAUACUGACAGACAUCGAGCUCCUAUCUCUGGUAAACACUGAGCCGAGUGCUGCUUCCUUCCUCGUCCUGGACGAGACAUUUCACACAAAGCAAACAUGAAGAAGAAAAAACAGCGGACAAAAAAGACCAACAAAAAGAAUAAAGAGUGUGAAAAGGUGUCCUUGGAUGAAACCUGCCGGGCCUUCAGGUCCAGCGGGCCGGAGUUUGAGCUCUUCCUGGUGGAGAUGUCACGGUGGUUUUUGGACCGUCAGCAGCAGCUGGACGAGCUGUUCAGACAUGAGGACGCAGGCGGAAGUGGAUCAGUCCACAUGAAGGAUUUCGAGCUCGGUCUGAUGAACCUGAACGAUCCCUGUCGGCACGUUCAGCUCUACGUUCUGACUCAGCUGCUGAAAACCUCCAACAACACGAUCAGUUAUCGAGACCUGAGCAGACGAAUUCAGAGUCUGAGAGCGGGAGACGGCACAGAGAUCAAUACUCGAAUAUCAGGUGAUCAACUGUUGGACAGGUUCGUCCGUCUGCGUGUCAGACUGAUCCCAUUCGACUUCUCGGCGACACAUCCAGGAAACUUUGAGGUGGUUUUGCUGACCAGCAGCAGAGUUUUCAGGCUGAUCCGGAUCAUCCAGGACCGGGUCGGGAUCCAGACCUACAGACUGGAGGUUUUCAGGAGCAGAGUGCCCAGAGAGGAGGCCCGGCUGACCCCGGAGAGCUCCCUGGAGGAGUGUGGCUUCAGGGGGGGACCAGAGGAAACUCCUCCAGAGGACACAGUGUACUACGACUACACACUCCUGUUUACAGACUGUCCCGUUCUGAACUGUGACCACUACUUCAGGUCCACAUCCCGCUGAGACUCUGCUGCCUUCAGGAGCAGCCAGCGGCCGUAAAAUGUGUUUUUGACCGAGCUAGCUGCUCAGCUAAAACGGUCCAGACUGAAAUAUCUCAACAACUUCCAGACGAAUAACCAAGAACUUUGGUUUGGACAUUAAUGUUCCCCUCAGGAAGAUGCACAUCGGGCUGCGGUGCUGUUGGAAGGUGCGCACGUAGACGCCUACUAGUUUUUUCUUUUUAAUCACUGCUAACGUGCUGACAGACUACAGAGCAGCUUCUCUUCUCAGGCUGACAGACUACAGAGCAGCUUCUCUUCUCAGGCUGACUCCUCUAUUCACCCUCAGCUGCAGGCAUUUAGAAUAAUUAUGCAGAAAUAACUAAUCUUCUCGCUAACGGUCUUGUUUGCUCGUGUGGGUCGCACAGAGGCUUCGGUGUUAAACUGAGGCUGUUUCACAACCAGUUAAAAGUUGAAGCGCGGUACUUUCCAUCGCUGCCUGAGUAUUGAACGCCUGCAGCGUCGACACGAACAAUCAGGAGGGUUUGCUCUUAAAAGAGGAUUAAUGUGAGGAGGCUGCGGGGAGCCCGACACACUCAGCACCUUCAGGCCUGUUUACACUUUAAUUAAACUCUCAGAUGUGUUUAAAUAACAG